Molecule: messenger RNA, 1218 nt
Organism: Plasmodium vinckei vinckei
Lineage: Eukaryota; Apicomplexa; Aconoidasida; Haemosporida; Plasmodiidae
Product: ribosome-recycling factor, putative
Exons: 1
Coding region: 1-1218 (405 amino acids)
Biological process (GO): translation
Cellular component (GO): mitochondrion
Molecular function (GO): ribosomal large subunit binding
Source: RefSeq, a predicted model, not a curated record
AUGUUGCAAAAACAUGGCUUUGGGUUUGCUUUUUUUAUCGCUACUAUUAUUUUGAGUAUUACAACUGGAAUUAAGUGUGUGUAUUUGAAAAGACAGAUUAACGAGAAUUUAUUUGAAAUAUCACAACAUAAAUAUCCUAGCUUUUUUUUAGGAGACAAGUAUAAUAUAAAAAACAGACAUUUUUUAAAAAAUCACAAUAAAAUAAAAUACCAUAACAAAAAAGAGAGUGAUAACAAAAGAAAUGACGCCUAUUUGCUGUAUGGUCAUAAAAAAAAAAAUAAAAAUAAUAUUGAAAAUUCUAGUUUAGAACAAACUUUAAAAACUAAAACAUCAGGAAAAUGGAAUCAAACAAAUAAAAAUGAAAAAGGGAAAGGUAGUGAAAUAAAUUAUGACGAAGAUGAUGAAGAUAUAGAAAUGGACGAGGAUGAGGAAACUGAGAAAAAAACAAACAAACAAAUUUCAAAAAAUAUUAAAGAGGAAAUUAAAAAAAAAAAUAAUGAAACAUUAACACUAAAAAAUUGUAGUAUAAAAAAAAAAAAAUUAAAUAAUAUUAUGGACAAAGAUGAAGAGGAAAAUUCUACAGACGAGCAAGCAGAUGAACUGGACGAAGCAGAAGAAGGUGAAGAAGAUGAUGAUAUAAAUGAAGAGUUCGAAGAUGAAGAAGAAGAUAUAGUAAUUACAGAAGAGGAGUUUGGAAACUUAAGUAAAUUAUGUUCUGAAAAAAUGAAUAAAGUUUAUGAGUAUAUAAAAAAAGAGUCAUAUAGAUUUAAUUUAAAUAAUGUUUCUAGUGCAAUGUUUGAAAAUGAAAAAGUAAAAAUAAAUGAACAAAUAUAUACAAUAAAUCAUAUAUGUCAUAUAAAAAAGAAAGAGAACUUAUUUAUUAUAACACCAUAUGAUCCAUAUUUUGUUAAUUUUAUUUAUCAACAUUUUAUUAAAGAAUAUAAUGAAUUAAAAUUUUAUAUAAAAGAUAAAUCAGUAUAUGCUGUUAUACCACCUUUGUCUGAACAUUUAAAAAAUGAAAUUAAAAAUAAAAUUAAAGACAAAAUAGAGGAAUCAAAAAUAACUCUAAGAAAUGUUCGAAAAAAAUUUAUGACCAAGCUAGAAAAAAUUAAAAAUUAUAUUGGAAAGGAUAUUUAUUUUAAACAAAAAAACCAUAUCCAAAGUUUACAUGAUCAGACAAAAAAAAGUAUUGAAAAAAUAUUCAACGAGGCGAUAUAA